Messenger RNA from Heteronotia binoei (common prickly gecko), 2453 nucleotides. RefSeq names its product cytoskeleton associated protein 2 like (gene CKAP2L). NCBI's taxonomy places the organism in Eukaryota, Metazoa, Chordata, Lepidosauria, Squamata, Gekkonidae. The coding region runs from base 198 to 2273 and encodes 691 amino acids. The transcript is spliced from 9 exons. The record is from RefSeq and is a predicted model, not a curated record. Gene Ontology annotation, cellular component: mitotic spindle; cytosol; centrosome.
CCCAUUGAGGUAAACCGAUCGCGCUCUCGGAGACCUCCGCCCUUCCGCCAACAAUUCGUAGCCGAGCCCUCCCUCUUCCCGCAGCCAAUCCUUGAGCACGAGUCGUCGGCAGAUUCCUCUCGUCCUAUUGGUCCGUUUGAACAGAGCCACCGAGAAGGCAGCAGAUCCUCUGUUCUGCCCCCGAACUUGCCGUUGCGAUGAAGCCGCUUUUGCCUAAAGGGGCUGUGGCCGCCGCUCAAGAGGAGCGAUGGAAGAAACUACAAGAAUAUUUAGCAGCCAGAGGAAAGCUAAAGCAACCCAGUGCCAAGCCAUACUUAAAGGACAAGACUAAUCAGCAGAAUCUGAUUCCCUCCACAUCAGACCCUACUGCCAGAUGUAAAAAAGGCAUUACCCUGAACAAGACGACAGGUAAGCAGAAGAGGGAGACAAAAUAUUCAGCCCCUGCUAGCCGGGUUCCGCAGAGCAGAUUGUCUGGUGCUCUUGUCUCUCAGAAGCCCCAGGAUGCACCUUCAGAGCUGCUAAGAAAGAGACCUCUGCAUGUUCUUCCUUCAAAGGCAAUUGCUGAAAACCUUGCUGGGAAACAGAGCAUUACAAUAUCUUCCUCCAAUCGUGGUUUAUGCCAAGUGAGAAAGACUAAAAAGUUGGAGCCAGUCACCAAACCAAAGACUCAAGCACUCCAGCAGACAGCAAAAAGUUUCACGCUACCCACUCAUUCUGUGGAAAGCUUGCAAGAAAAGGCUGACAAGGAGAACUUGGGGAGUAAGUUCAACCCAAGUCUUAAGAAGAAGGUAGCUGUUAGGUCUGACCUCCCAUCCGAGUCCCAAACAUGGAACAGCAGGCCAAUUGCUUCACAAGGCAGUAUGGCUGUGAAAAGGCAAGUGCAAACUUAUCAGGCUACUAAGUCACAAGUCCAGUAUGACCUCAGAGGGCCUUCAGCUAAUCUCAAAGGGGCUGAUCUUCAGAAGCAAGUCCCUGGGGAGUCAGGGGCACAGAUUGCAUUAAAGGUUGGCCAGUCAUAUGCUUGUUCAAGGCCAGAAAUUAAAAGCCAGGGUCUAAAUCCCAGAGCAUCAAAGCAAUGUACCAGUGUGCUCAGGCGACUAAAGGAGAAUGCAAUACAGUCAAGGACAUGCAAAGCUCCAGAUGCUCUUCAGAGGGGACAAUUGAAGCAACAGCAGAAGAUUCCUUGCAAAGCUCAGCAAGUGAGAAGGCAUCUGAGCAAUUCUCGUGCCUCGACAAACCCCUCAGUAACACAAUUAAGAGGAAAACAAACUCUCCCUUUGGCAGCACAUGAUGGCAUCAACAAAUGUAGGAGAAGCCAGAGCAGUAAGAAACUCCAGCGAGUGCCCAGAACUUCCAGCUUGAAAUCCAGGCCUGUUGUCUCUCCAGAUUGCACAGCAAAUAGAGUCAUUGACACUCGGAGAUGUGAAAGAAGCAAGUCAAGGCAGCUGGGGAUGGGUCAAGAGCCCAAAACCCCACAUACCCAGGAUCGCAGGAAGCAGCUGGAACAGUGGCUGAAGUCCAAAGGAAAAUCCUACAAGCGGCCACCAAUGACCCUGCCUGCUGCAAAGCCACGGAAGAAAAGGCAGAGUCUGAACCAGUCCUUCUGGAACAGCCUGGGGGAAGAGGAGGAAAGAAUGGAUCACAGCUUGGUGGAAAAGAUUUCAAGUACAUUGAUGGAGUGCCUGAAGCUUGCUGAGGAGGGAUUUCCUUCAGAAGAGAUCCUGGCCAUGCUUUCCCAGAUCCCAGAGGCAGAGAAGUUUGCCCAGUUCUGGAUCUGCAAAGCAAAACUGCAGGCACGACGUGGCACAUUCGAUGUAGCUGGGCUGUACGAAGCGGCUGUUCGUGCUGGGGCUGCACCACUACAGAAACUGAAGGAGGUUGUUGCUGAUCUUCUGAAGAAUCCAGACAGUCCAGUCCAGGUGAGUCCCACUCUAGUUAGUCCUCUCCUGGCCAGGGACCAGGUUGCGAUUACUCCCCAGAGCACUUUGCAACGCCAGACUUGCAAGCCGGUCUCAGGUAUCAAGCUACAAAUUAUUCCACUGUUCAGAGCAAAAGAGCACCAUACAGGGCCAGACACAAAGCUCUUGACUCCAGUGCGGCGUUCCCUGCGCAUAGAAGGUGCCGGGGCUUGCUACCCAGAGAUGUUGAAGGACCACAACAAGGUAGUGGCUUCCCUUGAUGAACUUAUGGCCACAGAUCAUGGAAGCCUCUUUGUGUUCCGUAAAAAUGAAGCUUUACCAGAGGAUGUAGAAGUGGAGCUCUUGAGGUUGUGACCAUACCCCCAGCCCUGAACACUCCUCCAUUCUCAAGUGACAGUACAAGGAAAUCAAAUGAUCCCCCUUCCCCAGAUGUCCCCUCUGUGUUUCUACAGGCCUGGCACACGGAGCUCACCGUCUCUUUCCUGUUACAGCUGUGCAAAUAGACUGAAAACAUUAAAAAGCACCCUCACAAAA